This is a messenger RNA of Penicillium manginii, 3612 nucleotides long. RefSeq lists its product as uncharacterized. Gene Ontology annotation, molecular function: catalytic activity; protein binding. The coding region runs from base 1 to 3612 and encodes 1203 amino acids. The record is from RefSeq and is a predicted model, not a curated record. Lineage: Eukaryota; Fungi; Ascomycota; Eurotiomycetes; Eurotiales; Aspergillaceae. Gene Ontology annotation, biological process: nucleoside metabolic process. The transcript has a single exon.
AUGACCGCACAAAUGGAUCCCGGGCCCAAAACCCACGAUGAGUAUACCGUGGGGUGGGUAUGUGCUUUGCCGAAAGAGCAGACCGCGGCAACAGCAAUGCUGGAUCGAAGGCACGCCGGGCUUCCAAAGCCGAAGAAUGAUCCUAAUACGUACACCCUUGGAUCUAUUGGCAAUCACAACGUUGUCAUAGCCUGCCUGCCCAAGGGUCAGAUUGGCAAUAACUCGGCGGCAAGUGUUGCAACCUGGAUGAUCUCGACCUUUCCAUCCAUAAAAUUCGGCCUGAUGGUCGGUAUCGGUGGCGGCGUUCCGCCUAAGGUCAGACUCGGUGAUGUGGUUGUUAGCACACCCGUGGGCCAGUUUCCUGGUGUGGUGCAAUGGGAUCUUGGAAAGGCGAAAGAAGGUGGCAGCUUCGAACGGACUGGAUCGCUGAACAAUCCGCCUACGUCUCUGCUUACGGCCCUGACAGCUUUGGAAACGGAGCAUGAUUUGGUCGGCUCGAAGAUACCGGAGUACUUGGAGGAGUUGAGGGAGAAGUGGCCGAAGCUUGUAUCUAAAUACCUGCCGUCUGAUUUGCAAGAUGUAUUAUUCAAAGCAGAUUAUGGGCAUGCGAGCGAGGCUGCCUUGAAAGAUCUUGAUAAUAGUUCCGAUGUUGACGAAGACGAGGAUGAGGAUGAUGAUGAUGAUGAUGAAGAAGAAGAAAGCUGCCGACUUUGCGAUAAAACAAAGAUUGUGAAGAGAAAGCCGAGAGAAAUGGCUGUGCACUUCGGCCUGAUUGCAUCUGGAAACCAGGUCAUCAAGGACGCUACUCUCCGAAACAAACUCAACAAAGAUCUCGGUGGUAAUCUCCUAUGUAUUGAGAUGGAGGCAGCGGGUCUGGUGAACAACUUCCCGUGUAUCGUCAUUCGAGGAAUCUGUGACUAUGCAGACUCACACAAGAACAAGGAUUGGCAGGAAUAUGCUGCGGUUGUUGCGGCAGCAUUUGCCAAGGAGUUUCUGGCAUUUUUGCAGCCAACUGAUAUUGAGGGAGAGCGGCCAGUGAAAGAAAUAGUUGGACAGGGUGAGUCAAUCUUAGGACCUUUUACUGAGUUCUGUGGCCUAAUGUGGAUUGAUAUGAAUUUAGUUCUCGAGGUUGUAUCCCAAUCUGGGGCAAAUGUUCAGAAGAUAAGAAGCCAUCUAGAGCAAAAGCAAGAACUAGAGAUAGUUAACUGGAUUACGCCGAUCAACUAUGGCCCUCAACAAAGUGAUUUCUUAAGAAGGAGACAACACGGAACAGGCCAGUGGCUUCUUAAUUCAACACAGUUUGAAAUAUGGAAGAAAACUAAAGGCCAGACAAUGUUUUGUCCUGGAAUGCCUGGCGCUGGAAAAACGAUCAUCAGCUCUAUUGUGAUCGAUUAUCUUGACCAGGAGUUUCAAGCAGACCCAGAAAUGGGUAUUGCUUAUGUUUACUGCAACUAUAAACGACAAGAGAAUCAGACGAGCAACGAUUUGCUGGCAAGCUUGCUCAAGCAGCUAGCUGGGCAGUGCCAGCCUCUGCCCACUAGUGUCAGAAAGCUCUACAACCACCAUGAAGACAGAAGAACGCGACCGUCAGCCGAAGAAAUUUCCAGAGUUCUCCUCAGUGUAGCGGCGAGAUUCUCGAAACUCUUCAUUCUUGUUGAUGCGCUUGACGAGUGCCAGGAAUCUGAGCGGCUGCAUUUCGUAUCAGAGAUGUUCAACCUCCAAGUGCAACAUGGUGCAAAUAUCUUUGUGACAUCGCGGUUCAUAUCGGAAAUUAUGGAUCGAUUCAAAGACGCCUUAUCGUUAGAAAUCCGUGCGACUGACGAGGACGUGAGAAUGUACUUGGAAAGCCGCAUGAGCCAGCUGCGACCUUGUGUUAUCAAGAAUCGCCAACUGCAGGAGGAGAUAAAGACUGCUAUCUCAGAAGCAGUCGAUGGAAUGUUUCUGUUAGCACAAAUUUAUCUUGGUUUUCUCGACGACAAGUUGACCACGAAUGAUAUCCGGCAGUCGUUGAAAAGCUUUCAGAAGCAAAAUCGAGGAUCGAGUGAAGACAAGAGUGAGAUACUGAGUCGUGCCUAUGAUCAGGUAAUGGAAAGGAUUAAUCAACAGCGGCCAGGUUUGAAACAACUGGCAGCGAAGGUUUUGUCAUGGAUCACCUGCGCAAAGCGGCCGCUCAGCAUACCAGAGCUUCAGUAUGCCGUGGCAAUAAAGCAAGGGCAGUUCCAGCUUGACGACGGAGAUUUGCCACAUAUUGAAGACAUUGUAUCAGUCUGCUUGGGAUUGAUAACUAUCGAUGAUGAAAGUAGCAUCAUACGUUUGGUACACUAUAGUACACAGGAGUACUUUGUGCAGACCAAGCAAGAAUGGGUUUCUAACGCCCACGCCGAAAUUGCCAGAUCUUGCAUCACUUUCUUGUCAUUCGACGUUUUUGAAACCGGAUACCGCCUAACGGAGAAUGAUUUGAGUACGAGAUUUGAAACGACUGUUCUAUAUGGCUAUGCCGUGGAAACUUGGGGAUACCAUGCCAGAAACUCCCCGAUUGAAAACAAUCGAUUGAUACUGGACUUUCUCCAAGACACAUCCAAAGUAUCCGUCUGUAGCCAGGCUAUGGUAUAUCUCAAAAAUUCUUACCUCGAAUACGCUGAAACGAAGAUGACAGGUUUGCACCUUGCAGCAUACUUUGGACUUGAUAAAUUGACAACAAGAAUCCUUGAACAGAAAGCAGAUGUCAAUUGUCAAGAUCAAUAUGGUCAGACUCCACUUUCAUUUGCGGCCGAAAACGGGCAUGACGCAGUGGUGCAGCUACUGCUUGAGCAAAAAGCAGAUAUAAAUAGCCAAAUUAGAGAUGGCCAAACUCCACUCUCAUUGGCGGCCACAAAUGGGCAUAAAACAUUGGUACAGCUUUUACUUGAUCAUACGGCAGAUGUUGAUUGUCAAGAUCAAUCCGGCCAAACUCCACUCUCAUUCGCGGCCGAAAAUGGGCACGACGCAGUGGUACAGCUACUGCUUGAACGGAAUUCAUGUAUCAACACUCUUGAUAUAUUCCGUCGGGCUCCACUCUCAUUGGCGGCUAGAAAUGGGCACAAUUCAGUGGUCAAGCUGCUACUUGAGAAUAAUAUCAAUGUUGAUUCUCAAGAUGAUUGCGGUCGAACUCCGCUCUCAUGGGCGGUCAUUAACAAUCACGUCACAGUGGUGACGCUACUGCUCGAGCGGAAAGCAGAUGUCAAUUGUCAAGAUCAAUUUGGCCGAAUUCCACUCUCUUAUGCGGCCGAAAAGGGGCACGACGCACUGGUGCAGUUGCUACUUGAGUGGAAUUCAGAUAUCAAUUCGGUCGAUAUUUUUGGCCGAACUCCGCUCUUCUUUGCGCAAAGAUAUAUGCACUGGCCCAAUGUAGUGGAGAAGCUAGUUCGUGCGAAGUCACUUCUUGAACAGAAUAUCAUUGUUGGUUCUGAAGAUGUCAGCGGCGCACCGCUCUCACUCGCAGUCGAAAAUGGGCGUAGAGCAGGAGUGAGCGAAUGCGGAGAAAUUUCGCUGUCAACUGCUCUCCGUUCUGAAAAUGACAAUAGCCAGACUCCGAUUUAUAGACCGCCAAGGAAGCGCAGCAAGAAGCAUUGA